Molecule: messenger RNA, 4706 nt
Organism: Closterium sp. NIES-67
Lineage: Eukaryota; Viridiplantae; Streptophyta; Zygnematophyceae; Desmidiales; Closteriaceae
Source: the annotation of a GenBank genome assembly
AACGAACCACCCUUCAGUUCACAGCCAUUCUUCGAUGCGUGUUCAAGGUUUUGAACAGUUUUGUAGAAGUUUGCCACAUUCAAGUUGGACGCCAUGCCAGGCGACUUACCAGUCGCGCAAGGUCACGUGAGCGAACAGCCGAGCGACGCGAGGCAUCAUUCGGCGAACGGUAGUGCGACAGAUGCUGGCGGACAUGGGACCAACGGGAAAGACGAGGAAUUUGGCGAGAACGGCGCGCUCAAGGGAAACGGGAGUGCGUCGGGGAAACAGCACAUUCUGAGCGGACACGUGCUGCUGGAGGAGGUGCUGGAAACCGCUGACGUGGCGACGUUGACCCACGCGCAGCGCCAGGCGCUGGUAGAGCACGCGCUGAACACACUCGACCAGGACAAUGAAGGAUUCCUCUCCAACUUCGCCGCUAGGCUCGACAGGGUGGGAGUGGCCAUUCCCACGGUGGAGGUGCGCUUCGAGGACGUGCGCGUGGAGGCGGGCGUGUACGUGGGCGACCGCUCCGUGCCCACGCUUCCUAACUACAUGCGUGACGUGCUCUCCCAACUGCCCCGCGCGUUGCAUCUGCUGCCCGACUCGCGGCAGCGCCUUCCCAUUCUCAACGGCUGCUCGGGCAUCCUCAAGCCGGGCAGGUUGACUCUUCUACUGGGGCCUCCCGGGGCCGGCAAGAGCACUCUCCUGCAAGCGCUGGCGGCGCUGCUGCCCAAGGACGUUAAGUCGUCGGGCACGGUGACGUACAACGGGCACGAGCCGGGGGAGUUCUACCUGCAGCACACGGCAGCGUAUGUGCCGCAGACGCAGGCGCACAUAGGCGAGAUGACCGUCCGAGAGACGUUCGACUUCGCCGCCUGCAUGCAGGGACCUGCCUACCGCAAGGAUCUUGUGAGGGAGGUGGAGGAGAAGGAGAAGGAGGCGGGCAUAGAGGCGGACCCUAUCAUGCAGCAGAUGAUGAGGGCCAUGGCAUUGGAGGGGAGUGCUUCAAGUGUCGUCACGGACUACAUUAUUCACAUCCUGGGGCUGGACGUGUGUGGGGACACAGUGGUGGGCAGUGCGCUCAGGCGCGGCAUUUCAGGCGGGCAGAAGAAGAGAGUGGCCACGGGUGAGGCGCUGGUGUCGGCGAAGCAGGUGCUGCUGCUGGACGAGAUCAGCACGGGGUUGGACUCGUCCACGACGUUCCUCAUCACGCGCUGCCUGCGCCACAUCUCGCACCUGCACCGCGCCACCACGCUCGUGGCUCUCUUACAGCCCGCGCCCGAGACGUACGAGCUGUUUGACGAUGUGCUGCUGCUGGCCGAGGGCCACGUGGUGUUCCACGGGCCCCGGGAGGCCGUGCUGCCCUUCUUCCGCUCGCUCGGCUUCCAGUGCCCGCCCAGGAAGGGCGAGGCCGACUUCCUGCAGGAGGUGCUGUCAGUGAAGGACCAGGGGCAGUACUGGGCGAACUCGGAGCAGCCGCACUGCUUCAUCCCCGCACAGGCGCUCGCUGCUGCCUUCAACGACACUCAGCGCGCCAAGGAAGUGCAGGCAGAACUCUCGACGCCGUUCCCCAAGGAGCGCAGUCCCAAGGGCGCGCUGGAGCACCGGCGGUACGUGCUGACGGCGCGCGAGAUCUUCUCAGCCAUGGUGCAGCGGCAGCUGCUGCUGUUCCGGCGCACGUCCUUCAUCUACAUGGCGUCCAUCGCCAAGAUCAUCCUCAUGGCGCUCGUCACCGCGACCGUCUUCCUCUUCCCCGAGAUGUCCGUGUCAGUAGCAGGCGGGCAGAUCUACCUGGGCGCCAUCUUCUUCGGCCUCAUCGUCAUGCUCUUCAACGGCGGGUCCGAGACGCCCAUUCUGAUCGAGCGCCUGCCCAUCUUUUACCGCGAGAGGGAUGCGCUGCUGUACCCCGCGUGGUCGUAUGCCAUUCCCAUGGCGCUCAUCUCCAUACCGUACUCGUUCGCGCUCGCCAUCGCCUGGACGUCCAUUGUCUACUACCUCGUUGGCUUCGCUCCGCAGCCUGACCGGUUCUUUGCGCAGCUGCUCAUGUGGUUCCUCAUCCACCAGGUCGGCAUGUCGCUCUUCCGCUUCGUCGCCAGUGUGGGCCGUAGCCGCGGCGUGUCCAACACCUUUGGCGUCUUCGCCCUCAUCAUCCUCUUCCUGCUCGGCGGAUUCGUCAUUGCCAAAGAGAACAUCCCCCCCUGGUGGAUCUGGGCGUACUGGAUGUCUCCACUGGCCUAUGCGCAGAACGCGCUCGCAGUCAACGAGUUCAAGGCGCCCAGGUGGCAAGUGCCAGUGCCGGGGCUGAACAGCACGGUCACGAUGGGCGACAUGAUUCUCAUGUCGCGCUCGCUGCCCACCGAGGACUACUGGCGCUGGAUCGGCAUUGGCGCCUUCGUUGGCUUCAUCCUCAUCUUCAACUGCCUCACCAUCCUCGCCCUCACCUACCUCAACCCGUUCGCCCCGGCGCAGCAGGUGGUGUCAGAGGAGCAGCUGGAGGCGCGGCACGUGGCACGCACGGGGGAGAUGAUUGACAGCACCAAGCGCAGCACGGCCAGCAGGAAGCGCACCAAGUCUAAGGGCAGCAGGAGCAGCGGGGCUCUCGACAAGUACAGGAAGAAGAGCGCGGACAGUGGCGGAGACCCGUCGGCCCUAGCGGAAGCAGGCGAGGCGGGUGUGCGUGGCAUGGUGCUGCCGUUCGAGCCGCUGACCCUCUCCUUCAGCAACGUGAACUACUACGUGGACAUGCCCCCCGAGAUGAAGGCCGAGGGCGCCACCGGCGACCGCUUGCAGUUGUUGCGCAACGUGUCAGGGGCCUUCCGCCCCAAGGUGCUCACCGCCCUUGUGGGGGUGUCGGGCGCGGGCAAGACCACCCUCAUGGACGUGCUGGCAGGGAGAAAGACCGGGGGGUAUAUUGAGGGCGAUGUGCGCGUGUCGGGGUAUCCGAAGGUGCACGAGACGUUUGCGCGCGUGUCGGGGUACUGCGAGCAGGACGACAUCCACACACCGCAGGUCACCGUGUACGAGUCGCUGCUGUACUCCGCGUGGCUGCGCCUUCCCAAGGACGUCGACACGGACGUCAGAGAGGACUUUGUGGAGGAGGUGAUGCAGCUGGUGGAGCUGGAGGCGCUGCGCGGCAGCAUAGUGGGGCUGCCGGGGGUGAACGGGCUGUCCACGGAGCAGCGCAAGCGCCUCACCAUAGCGGUGGAGCUGGUGGCCAACCCCUCCAUCAUCUUCAUGGACGAGCCCACCUCAGGGCUGGACGCCAGGGCGGCGGCCAUCGUCAUGCGCACCGUGCGCAACACGGUCAACACGGGCCGCACCGUGCUGUGCACCAUCCACCAGCCCUCCAUCGACAUCUUCGAGGCCUUCGACGAGCUGCUGCUCAUGACGCUGGGAGGCCAGGUCACGUACUUCGGCCCUCUGGGCGUGCACUCCCAGCAGCUCAUCGACUACUUCCAGGCGGUGCCAUCUGUGCCUCGUAUACCAGCCGGCUACAACCCUGCCACGUGGAUGCUUGACAUUACCACGCCGGCAGCAGCGGAGCGCACGGGCGUUGACUUUGUUGACCUCUACCACAAGUCCGACCUCUUCAGGCGCAACGAGCAGCUGGUGGAGUCCCUCAGGACGCCCCCCCCGGGGCAGCAGGACCUGCACUUCGCCACGGAGCACUCCACGUCCUUCCUCACGCAGCUGUACGUGAACCUGUGGAAGCGCGCCGCCAUGUACUGGCGCGCGCCCGACUACAACGCUGUGCGCUACAUCUUCUGCUGCACCUUCGCGCUGCUCAUCGGGCUGGUCUUCUUCGGGCUGGGCAAGAAGACCAGCACCAUGCUCGACGUCUUCAACGUCAUGGGGGCUCUUUAUACCACCGCCAUCUUCAUGGCGUGGAACAACUCGUCCGCCGUGCAGCCGCUCGUGGCAGUGGAACGCACCGUGUACUACAGGGAGAAGGCCGCGGGGCUGUACGGCGCCCUGCCGUACGCGCUGGCACAGGGGCUGAUCGAGCUGCCGUACGUGCUGCUGCAGACGUUUGUGUACUGCAUCAUCACGUACGCACUGAUCCAGUUUGAGUGGACGGCGGGCAAGUUCUGGUGGUACAUCUUGUUCAUGUUCAUCACGCUGCUCUGCUUCACCAUGUACGGGCUCCUCGCCAUCUCCAUCACGCCCAACGAGCAGCUCGCCAUGCUGCUCUCCUCCUUCUUCGUGCCCUUCUGGAACCUGCUCUGCGGCUUCAUCAUCCCCCGCCCGCAAAUCCCGGUGUGGUGGCAGUGGUUCUACUGGCUCACGCCCAUCUCGUACAGUCUCUAUGGCUUCAUCGAGUCGCAGCUGGGAGACAUCACGACACCGAUAUCGGUGAACGGGGUGGCGGGCACGCAGACGGUGGAGAGCUUUUUGCGAGACUACUUCGGCUUUGAGUACUGGUUUCUGCCAUACGCCUCGCUCAUCCUCAUCGGCCUCUCCAUUGUCUUCUUCUGCUGCUACGCCUAUGCCGUGCGGAAAAUCAACUUCCAGAGGCGCUAGGUUUUUGGGAGCACCUUGUUUCUGACCCCUGUUUACGAAUAGAGCACCCUGUAGUGUGUGCUUAUUUCACGCUCACCCUUGGCUAGCUGACGGGCAUUCAUGAACGUUUCAGGGCGAGGUUAGGCUGUGAAGACUUGAGCUGACCGUUCUGUCAGACCACCAGAUAUAUUUACACUUGUCUGAUUGUCCAGAGGAAAGCCUUA